AUGAGGCCCAAAGCUAAUCAAACCCUGAACUUGAAGCUCCUCAUUCUGGGGCUUCUGGUUUCUGUUUUGCUCAUCUUUUUGCUGAGAUCAAACUUCUCUUCUUCAAACCAAGACCUGUCUAAUCCAAGUUCUUCACAUACAGCAGUAGCCAUGGAUUCUUCAAAUGGUGAGAAAGAGAAGAGUACUGAGACAAGAGAUUGUCCACUUGUUUGCAACAAGAUCCCAGCUUCUCUAGCUCAAGCUCUGAUCCAUUACUCAACCACAACCAUAACCCCACAACACACGCUGAAAGAGAUAUCAGUGACAGCAAGAGUUUUGGAGAAGAGAUCUCCAUGCAAUUUCUUAGUCAUUGGCUUAGGCCAUGACAGCCUCAUGUGGAGUUCUCUCAACUAUGGUGGCAGAGGUCGAGUCCUACUUGAUUUAAUACCUCCCCCUCCUAAAAAUAUGGAGGACUUUUGA
Molecule: messenger RNA, 459 nt
Organism: Neltuma alba
Lineage: Eukaryota; Viridiplantae; Streptophyta; Magnoliopsida; Fabales; Fabaceae
Product: glucuronoxylan 4-O-methyltransferase 1-like
Exons: 1
Coding region: 1-459 (152 amino acids)
Biological process (GO): xylan biosynthetic process
Source: RefSeq, a predicted model, not a curated record